CGGCGAUCACCGAGCCCCCACCGGAAAUGGUAUCAAAUGCAAAUACGUCUGGGUCUGGAAGAUUGCCAGGUUUGUCAUGCAUAUUUCGCAUCCCCCGUGACGCCUGUAAUGCAUGACCUAGCGUAACAGAUUUUUAGAGGUCUUCUUGGUGCGUACUGCGCAUGAGAAAUGCCCUCUCCCCGUAGCACAAACUGGACUCCUCUUGCUGGUCAUGCAGUACAAAUUUUUUUAGAAUCCAGAGACAGCAUGACAAGCUGCAACCUUCCAGACCCAGACGUAUUUGCAGCGCAUGAAUGGUCCAAGUCGACGAGUGGGUGCCGUUUGACGAUCACAGCAGUCUCGUGCAAGACAAUGAUGCCCUGGCCCCGUUCGGGAUGGUCAGCGAGAUUAGCGCAAACCCGUUCUUCUCCGUCACCGACGUGCAGAAGUUUUCUCUGGACAUAUCCUAUUUAAAAACGUCCCCACGACCCCAUAGUCAAGAUGGGGAAUAAGCUAGACAAAUCCACAAGUUUUGGAUGUUUUGCAUGACAACUUUGGACUCGUAGUUGUAAAGUGGUGUUUGAGGUAGUUCAGCAGCAUCACAGAUCGAGUUGACCAUGCCUACUGGAGCAUGACAAAUUUCAAAGCGUGAAAAGAAAAUGCUUCUCAUGGGGCUCCGCAUGAGAAACGCUCUCAGCAUGCAGAUUUGCAUUACAACUAUGGGGUGGGGAUGUUUUUAAAUACGAUAGGACAGCAACGGCUUUUGGCCGCUGCAGUGCUGUUUGCUGGAAAAGUUGUGCCGGGACCUCCCCGUGGCGCAGAACACCUAUUACGUGAAAUCCGUGGAGAAUUACCGCGACGCAUAUGAGAGUACACAACUUCGACUUCCCCUGACCCUCAUUUGUAAGUAGCAUGAAUAGCAACACAAGCUUUAGCAAGAGUACAGGUUUUGCAUGACAAAUUUGCGCAGGAGUGUAGUGCCAGUUGGGCAGCUGCCAGAACUUGUCAUGCGAACAGUACCAAAAGGAAGAGGCAAAGUGUAGAUUUGGCAUUUUGCAUGACAAUAAAAUAAAGGGGAGGGGGAGGUGUGCACUAUCAUAACGCGCGGGGCGUAAACGGGAGUUACUCGUUCUGCGCGGCGGAUCUGAACGCCACGGGCCCGUCCAACUUCAACAUCCAGCACACCGGUUUCUAUUACGAGGAAGACGUGUCCGGGGGCACGACCUUUCUCGGGUGCCCGGUCAUCAACUUCGCGCUGGGGCAGGUCGAUAUGUACACGGACCAUCUGAACAUCGGGUCCAGCGCCGCCGUCAGCUGUCAGGCGGGGUAUGCACUGACCAUCGAGUCUUCGGCCGUGAUGGUGUGCGGCGAAGCGGACGCGGUGUUCAACCAAGCGCUGAAGCGGUGGGAGGUGCAGGGGCUGUGGCGACGCGUGGACGGGCAGCCGGCGCUGAUG
Amoebophrya sp. A120 is the source of this 1435-nucleotide messenger RNA. The record is from the annotation of a GenBank genome assembly. NCBI's taxonomy places the organism in Eukaryota, Dinophyceae, Syndiniales, Amoebophryaceae.